Molecule: messenger RNA, 3366 nt
Organism: Lemur catta (Ring-tailed lemur)
Lineage: Eukaryota; Metazoa; Chordata; Mammalia; Primates; Lemuridae
Gene: KCNV1
Product: potassium voltage-gated channel modifier subfamily V member 1
Exons: 3
Coding region: 777-2285 (502 amino acids)
Biological process (GO): protein homooligomerization; potassium ion transmembrane transport
Cellular component (GO): membrane; voltage-gated potassium channel complex
Molecular function (GO): voltage-gated potassium channel activity; protein binding
Source: RefSeq, a predicted model, not a curated record
GGAGGUCAAAACCUAAGGAAGGAGGGAGAAGAAAAUGGAGGGUGAGUGACAAUCAGACUAGAAUUAGAGUGAACUGGGAGAAAAUGGUGCGGCCCGUCGCCCAGAGCACCCUGCCCCACGUGCUCAUACCCCCGCGAACACCCCGGGGAGGCCGAUGAAGUCGCGGUAAAAGAAGAGGGAGGAAGAUAAAUUGUCAAGUUGGAAGGGACUCAGACCGGGUUACCUUUUCCUCUGCUUUCUGAACUUUUUGUUUUGGUCUGUGAGUCUCGCCAGCCCCCUUGCUUGCAUUCCGCUGAGAGUCGUCUUCUGCCCUUCCUCCUCCUCCACUCUAGAUCUCCCUCCUCCCUCCCUUCCCCAGCCCUCCACCCACCAAUUAAGGAGGCAUUCAAUCUAUGCAUCUCCUGGCUGGGGCUCUCAAUUACAAAGUUGGGAGAAGGGUGUGCUCGUUUAGGAAGGACCCGGACGACCGGCAGCCUGCACUGGGUCUGUCUUGGCUCGGACUACACCUGACCAUCUCCCUUGGCGCCACCCCCCGUCACUUCCCAGUCUCCUCGCUCUGCCACUUGUGCGCCGCUACCGCGCACUCUCAGCGCCCUAGCGGCAGGAGGAGGAACAAGCACUGGGGGUGGAGAAAGUAGGGGUGCGCCAGAGGGAGGCACCCCCUCGGGAGCCCGGGAAACCCCGGCUGGCGCCAGAGGACGUGCCACCGCGCUCGCGGACCCGAGGCUUCCCGUGUGUCCCCAACUUUGUGGCGCCCUCAAGCAGCGGCGGCCAGGAUGGACCUGCCUCUCUGCAGCCGGGCGCUAUUGGACUCGCCGCUGGACAGCGGCUCCCUGGACUCCCUGGAAUCCAGUGUCUUCUGUAGCGAGGGCGAAGGGGAGCCCCUGGCUCUCGGGGACUGUUUCACUGUCAACGUGGGCGGCAGCCGCUUCGUGCUCUCGCAGCAGGCGCUGUCCUGCUUCCCGCACACGCGCCUUGGCAAGCUGGCGGUGGUGGUGGCUUCCUACCGCCGCCCCGGAGCCCUGGCCGCCGCGCCCAGCCCUCUGGAGCUUUGCGAUGAUGCUAAUCCGGUGGACAAUGAGUACUUCUUCGACCGCAGCUCGCAGGCAUUCCGCUAUGUCCUGCACUACUACCGCACCGGCCGCCUGCACGUCAUGGAGCAGCUGUGUGCCCUCUCCUUCCUGCAGGAGAUCCAGUACUGGGGCAUCGACGAACUCAGCAUCGACUCCUGCUGCAGGGACAGAUACUUCAGAAGAAAGGAGCUGAGUGAAACUUUAGAUUUUAAGAAGGACACAGAAGACCAGGAAAGUCAACAUGAGAGUGAACAGGACUUCUCACAAGGACCUUGUCCCACUGUCCGCCAGAAGCUCUGGAAUAUCCUGGAGAAACCUGGGUCUUCCACAGCUGCCCGAAUCUUUGGGGUCAUCUCCAUCAUCUUCGUUGUGGUGUCCAUUGUCAACAUGGCUCUGAUGUCAGCCGAGUUAAGCUGGCUGGACCUGCAGCUUCUGGAAAUCCUGGAGUAUGUGUGCAUUAGCUGGUUCACCGGGGAGUUUGUCCUGCGCUUCCUGUGCGUGCGGGACAGGUGCCGCUUCCUGAGAAAGGUGCCAAACAUCAUAGACCUCCUUGCCAUCUUGCCCUUCUACAUCACUCUUCUGGUGGAAAGCCUGAGCGGGAGCCAGACCACACAGGAGCUGGAAAACGUGGGGCGCAUAGUCCAAGUUUUGAGGCUGCUCAGAGCUCUGCGCAUGCUCAAGCUGGGCAGACAUUCCACAGGAUUACGCUCACUUGGGAUGACCAUCACCCAGUGUUAUGAAGAAGUCGGCUUGCUGCUCCUAUUUCUAUCUGUGGGAAUUUCUAUAUUUUCAACUGUGGAAUACUUUGCUGAGCAAAGCAUUCCAGACACAACCUUCACAAGUGUCCCUUGUGCAUGGUGGUGGGCCACAACAUCUAUGACUACUGUAGGCUAUGGGGACAUUAGACCAGAUACCACCACAGGCAAAAUUGUGGCCUUCAUGUGUAUAUUAUCCGGAAUCCUUGUAUUGGCCUUGCCUAUUGCUAUUAUUAACGAUCGCUUCUCUGCUUGCUACUUCACCUUGAAACUCAAGGAGGCAGCUGUUAGACAGCGUGAAGCUCUAAAGAAGCUUACCAAGAAUAUAGCCACUGACUCAUAUAUCAGCGUUAACUUGAGAGAUGUCUAUGCCCGUAGUAUCAUGGAGAUGCUUCGAUUAAAAGGCAGAGAAAGAGCAAGUACUAGGAGCAGCGGGGGAGAUGAUUUCUGGUUUUGAAUUCAUUUUCAAUUUAUUUGCAAAAGUUGUAUACAAUUAACUCAACUGAUAAAGCCGUGAUAUGAAUGUCUGUGUUCUUAUGAUUAAUUUCUUUGGAGCACUACUCAUCUUAUUUUUUGCUGUUACAUUGCUUGGUUUACUAGAAUAUUUCGCAUCCCCUAUAACUAGUGCACAUCGUUUUGAUACAUUUGAAUCUCAAGAAUAGCUAAUUGACACAGCCAAAUACAACUGGACCAAUAUAAACAUGUUUGAACUGUCAAAUAUUAAAUAAUAUUGCAAUACAUACAACAAAGUUAGAGGUUUUAUGUAUCACUAAUUCUAGAAGUUUUUGCGCCACUACUUUUUAAAAAAAUGGAAGUUAAACUGCAUAUCCCAGAGACAAGAUAAGUGAACAUUUAAGAGCACACUGAACAACUUUGCUAUUAAUAUAUUUAAAGAUGUUCUUCAAGUACAUAAAUUACUCCUUUCUCCAUCAGUUAAAGCUGUUGAAUAUAACAAUUAGCUUUGCAAGACAACCCUUAUUUGAUAGUCCGAGAUUGUGUCCAUAUCUCCUUUCUGGUGCAAAGCACUGGUCACAAACGAACUCAGCUCUGUAUCCCAUCAUUACUAUUGGAGAUGAGAAUCCCAAAACUGUUCAGACUGCAGUAGAUGAGUCUGCACAAAGACUUCUAGAACUGCACAUCUUCAUUCUCCCAGCUGAGUGUAAUGUGGGGAGUAUAAAGUAGCAUAUUUCUUAGUGCUUCACAAAAAUCAGAUGGUCAUUAAAAUGUCUCUUUAUGGAUGUAUUGCUCAAUUAUGUCUUUAAAGUCACGAAUAUGUAGAAGUGAAGUAAUGAACAUCCUAAAGUUAUACACUGAAAUUAUUAAAUAAUCUUAUUUCAUAAAAUGAAUGACAUCACUAGAUGAACUUGAUCUUUUAUUUGUUAACAAAAAAAUAUUAUGGAUAGCUUUCUGACUGUUGGGAUAAAUAGCAAAUGUUCAAACUUUGCAGGCAUUUUGACAGCAUUUUGACAUUCAUGUUAAUUAUAAAAUUCCUAGACAUUCUGUUAUAUAAUUAAAGCCAAAAGCUCUAAAGCUAAAAA